Messenger RNA from Papaver somniferum (opium poppy), 1286 nucleotides. Its product is annotated as coatomer subunit epsilon-1-like. The record is from RefSeq and is a predicted model, not a curated record. Gene Ontology annotation, molecular function: structural molecule activity; protein binding. The transcript has 7 exons. The coding region runs from base 151 to 1020 and encodes 289 amino acids. Gene Ontology annotation, cellular component: COPI vesicle coat. Gene Ontology annotation, biological process: endoplasmic reticulum to Golgi vesicle-mediated transport; intra-Golgi vesicle-mediated transport; retrograde vesicle-mediated transport, Golgi to endoplasmic reticulum. Lineage: Eukaryota; Viridiplantae; Streptophyta; Magnoliopsida; Ranunculales; Papaveraceae.
ACAGGCAAAGAUCCCAAUUAACCAGCGUAAAAAGCACUAGAGCCCACAUUUCUGUUUAUAGAGACAAGCAAUCCUUCACCAAAUUUUACUUCUCUCUCUCUUUUUUCUUUGAAAUUCUCUCAGAUCUGAACUCCAAACCAAAUAAUCAAAAUGGCAACUCCUGAUCAUCUUUUUAGCCUUCGUAACAACUUCUAUUUGGGUGCUUAUCAAGCUGCCAUUAACAACAGUGAUAUCCCUAAUCUCUCUCAAGAAGAUUCAAUUGAAAGAGAUUCUCUUGUUUACAGAUCUUACAUUGCUCUUGGUAGUUAUCAGCUUGUGAUCAGUGAGAUUGAUUCUUCUGCACCUACGCCCCUCCAGGCAGUUAAAUUGCUUGCGUCAUAUCUUUCUGGUCCUGAGCAAAAGGAAAACACGAUCUCAAGUUUGAAAGAGUGGUUGGGUGAUUCGACAAUUGGAAACAAUCCUGUAUUGAGGCUGAUUGCUGGAAUCAUAUUCAUGCAUGAACAAGACUACAAUGAGGCUCUUAAACAUACCAACACUGGAGGAACUAUGGAGCUGCAUGCGCUGAAUGUUCAGAUAUUCCUUAAGAUGUAUAGGUCGGAUUUCGCAGAGAAACAGCUAAAAAUCAUGCAACAGAUUGAUGAGGAUCACACUCUGACCCAGCUUGCUAAUGCAUGGUUGAACCUUGCAGUGGGUGGAUCAAAGAUACAGGAAGCAUAUCUUAUUUUCCAAGAUUUCUCUGAGAAGUAUCCCAUGACAGGACUGAUCCUCAACGGGAAGGCCGUGUGUUGCAUGCAUAUGGGUCACUUUGACGAAGCAGAGUCAUUGCUGCUGGAAGCACUGAACAAGGAUGCAAAGGACGCUGAAACUCUGGCCAACCUCAUUGUCUGCAGUCUUCACCUAGGGAAACAAUCAUCUCGUUACCUAAGCCAACUGAAGCUGUCUCAUCCUGAUCACAUGCUUGUUAAACGCACGUCUGCUGAUGAAGAGAGCUUCGAUAGGGCCCUUCAAACUGUCGCUUAAAUGCCUCGUGCACGCCAUUUUUUAUAGUUUGUUAAGAAGGUGCAUGCUUCUAUCUUUUAUUCGAAAAUCCAGGUUCUUGUGUUUUUCUCGUAACUUUUUCACGAGAUAUCUCUUAAAGAAAGACUAGAUUGUACUUUUCAUAUUUUGUAGUAAGAUUGGUCUCUUUUUCUGCUUUGGGUUUCCAGCCCUGUGAUAUGAUGAUGAUUCGAAGAUUCAAUCUAAUAGGAUAUAUAUGAGUUUAGUGAGAAUUGUUUUUUUUAUCAGAA